AUGGCAAGCGAAGAUAAGGAGCUGGAUUUUUUGUUCGAGGACAGAAAGCGCAAGAGAAAUCCUCUCGUCCCCAUCGGCGCAUUCAUCACAGCGGGAGUUCUGACCGCUGGACUUAUAAGCUUCAGGCAAGGAAAUUCUCAGUUGGGUCAAAAGCUGAUGCGAGCUCGUGUGGUUGCACAAGGUGCAACUGUUGCAAUAAUGGUUGGGGGAGCUUGGUACUAUGGGCAGUAA
Oldenlandia corymbosa var. corymbosa is the source of this 231-nucleotide messenger RNA. The record is from the annotation of a GenBank genome assembly. NCBI's taxonomy places the organism in Eukaryota, Viridiplantae, Streptophyta, Magnoliopsida, Gentianales, Rubiaceae.